AUGGAUUCGAGUCAAAGCAAUAGCAAUGGGGCACCUGUCUUGGUUUCGGCCGUCUCCAAAUUAACGUUGACUGGCGAGGAAUCGGUUGAAGCACCAGAUUCUGGAUCAGUCCUACUCCCACCUCACCUAUCUCAUGAUCCCCAAACCAAUUUGAAAAGGAGUGAUCCCUUUCAAUUUGGGUCUCGGCACCUCAGCGAGAAAGACAAUGUCUUCGAGUUUAACGCGUGGGAUCAUGUAGAGACUGAUGAUAUUUACAAAGAGUAUGCAGAACAGCAGUUCGCAAAGCAGCGCGAAGCACCAGUCUCAGACUUUGAUAAAACUAGAUUCAAUUCCGAUCCUGCAAAAUGGUGGAACAACUUCUACAAGAAUAACACGGCGAAUUUCUUCAAAGACCGCAAAUGGCUCCAGCAAGAAUUUCCCGUGCUUUCUGAGAUGACAAAAGCGGAUGCUGGUCCUGUCACACUACUCGAAGUCGGUGCAGGUGCCGGAAAUACUGCCUUCCCAAUUUUAGCUCAUAACCAUAAUCCAAACCUCAAAAUACACGCGUGCGAUUUCUCCAAGAAUGCUGUGGAAGUGAUACGUGCGAACGAAUCCUAUGAUACCAAAAACAUCCAAGCAGAUGUUUGGGAUGUCGCCGGUGAUGAGCUUCCACCAGGACUGGAGGAAGCGAGUGUUGACCAUGUUCUGAUGAUCUUCAUAUUCUCAGCGCUUUCACCGUCGCAGUGGAAACAAGCCGUCCACAACAUCUUCAAAGUCCUUAAGCCAGGUGGCGAGGUGUUGUUUCGAGAUUAUGGGCGUGGUGAUCUUGCUCAAGUGCGCUUCAAGAAGGGCCGUUAUCUGGAAGAAAACUUCUAUAUCAGAGGUGAUGGUACGAGGGUUUAUUUCUUUGAGAAAGACGAGCUUAUCGAUAUUUGGACCGGAGAGAUUGCCGAGGAAUCCGGAGCUUCCUUCGAAGUCGUCGACCUAGGUGUCGACAGGAGGCUGCUUGUCAAUAGAGCCAAGCAGCUUAAGAUGUAUCGAUGCUGGCUCCAAGGCCGCUUCCGAAAGCAACAGAAUCAAACCCCCUGA
Molecule: messenger RNA, 1068 nt
Organism: Venustampulla echinocandica
Lineage: Eukaryota; Fungi; Ascomycota; Leotiomycetes; Helotiales; Pleuroascaceae
Product: S-adenosyl-L-methionine-dependent methyltransferase
Exons: 2
Coding region: 1-1068 (355 amino acids)
Molecular function (GO): tRNA (cytidine-N3)-methyltransferase activity
Source: RefSeq, a predicted model, not a curated record